This is a messenger RNA of Emiliania huxleyi CCMP1516, 555 nucleotides long. RefSeq lists its product as hypothetical. The record is from RefSeq and is a predicted model, not a curated record. The transcript is spliced from 3 exons. Bases 1 to 555 code for a protein of 184 amino acids. Lineage: Eukaryota; Haptophyta; Isochrysidales; Noelaerhabdaceae.
AUGAUAGAUAGACAUAGAAAGCAUGAAACCAUCGAAAGUUUAGAGCUCUCCUCGCGCAAGGACGACUCUUCUGACGCCCACUGCGAUCAUUUCGGAGUUGGCUUGUACUUUGGAGCACUUGGAGUGCAGUGGGCUGCUCGCUUCAACCUGCUGUGUGUCGCCGUCAGCUCUGUGUCGCUGGCGUUCACGUUGCUCACGCAGCGCCUGCACUGGCGCGACGUCUGGAGCCUGGUCGAUGAUACUGUCGCGCUGCCGACACUCUCCGCGCUGAUCUACUACAGUGCAGACCCCCCGUCCAAGCUCGCCCGCUGGUGUUGGGUGCUGCUUGCAGCGUACGCGCUUGGCGUUCUCUUAGACUUGGUGUGGCUGUAUAUGGGCCGCUGGAGGGCGGCGCCGAGCCGAGCGACGACCGCACUGGCCGAUGCGGGAUCGCUCUGGAUGUGGACACAGGCCGUCUACUACAACCGGCAGCUUGAGAGGUCGUUGAGGGAGCAGGCCCGGCCCAUCGCGAUCAUAACUGUGAGCGGGAACCGUGUGGAGGCGAGACUUCCAUAA